Molecule: messenger RNA, 1066 nt
Organism: Umbelopsis ramanniana AG
Lineage: Eukaryota; Fungi; Mucoromycota; Umbelopsidomycetes; Umbelopsidales; Umbelopsidaceae
Exons: 2
Coding region: 36-995 (319 amino acids)
Source: RefSeq, a predicted model, not a curated record
AGUAUCUUAAAAAUACAAACAUAUCAUAUUUUAUUAUGUCAAACAAGAACUUUGGAUUCCACACUGAAGCUGACGAAGUCGCUACUUACUUCGAAAACGAGAUCAAGGGAAAGACUGUCUUGAUCACUGGAUGUACAUGGGGUGGUCUUGGAGCUGAGGCCGCAAGAGUAGUAGCAAAACACCACGCUGGUUUGGUCAUCGUUGCUGGUAGAAAGCAAGAGGCUCUUGACGAUACCAUUCAGAAGAUCAAGGCUGAGACUCCAUCCGCUAACUUGCGACCUCUCAUCAUCGAUCUCGCCUCACUCGAGUCCGUCCGACACGCUGCUGCCGAAGUCAAUGCCUAUUCUGAACCUAUUGAUGUCUUGAUCAACAACGCUGCUAUCAUGGCAUCACCAUACCACACUACCAAGGAUGGAUUCGAAGCUCAAUUCGGUACCAACCAUAUCGGACCUUUCCUCUUCACCAACUUGAUCUUGCCCAAGGUUCUUGCUUCUAAGACCGGAGCUCCACGCAUUGUCAACGUUUCCAGCGUUGGUCAUAUUUUCUCUCCAAUCCGAUUCGAUGAUCCCUUCUUCGACAAUGGUAAAUCCUAUCAGAAGUGGACCUCUUAUGGUCAGUCCAAGACUGCCAAUAUGCUGUUUGCUCGUGAAUUGAGCAACCGCUACAAGAGCAAGGGACUUACCGCUUUCAGUCUUCAUCCUGGCGGUAUCAAUACUAACCUCGCUCGUGAUGUCAAACCCGAAGAGUUGAUGACACCAAUGAAGGAUUAUGACGGAGAAGCGGUUGAUUGGAGAAAUCUGGAAUUCAAGACCAUUCCUGAAGGCACUUCAACUCAUAUUGUUGCUGCUUUUGAUCCAAAGAUUGCUUCAGACUCCGGUGCAUACUUGGAUGACUGCCAAAUCGCCAUGGACCAUGCUAAGCCCUAUGCCAAAGACGAUACACAAGCCGAGAAGCUGUGGGCGUUGAGUGAGAAGAUUGUUGGACAAAAGUUUUAGAUAUAAUGAUGGGAGAAUUGAGCUAGAUAUUUAUACAGAUAACUUAAAUGUACUUUUACCACGGUUAUGUA